GGCUGCAUGCAUGCAUGUGGACGCUGUUUUUGUGUCCGGCGUCCCCGGAGUCUCUACCGAGGACGCCGAACACAAAAUGAGGCGCUAAUUAGCUUUGGAGGACGCGACUGGACAGCUUUUUUCCCCAUUUCUUGUCCGCGGUCCCCCAAACCUUGUUUGGGGACGUGACUGGAGAUGCUCUUAGAUCCAAUAAAGACGCCGCGGCCGCCUCCCUGGGAUUUCGACAUCAAAGAUCUCCCGGAUCGUACUAUCACGGCGAGGCGGAUGGCCGGCGACGAGGUGAAGCCUGCUGACUCAGCCAACGGGGACGCGGCCGCCACCGACCCGCAGCCGACGCGCCUGCCGGACGACGUGCUCGCCAACGUCCUCCGCCGCGUCCCUCCGCGCUGGCUCGCCGCGUCCCGCUGCGUCAGCAGGGCCUGGCGCGACGCCGUCGACGGCCGCCGCCUCCUGCGCGCCGACCUGCUCCCGCUCGCCCUCGCCGGCCUCUUCAUCCACUUCGACGACCACAAGUUCCCGGAAUUCCUCGCCCGCCCCUCGCCCCGUGCGGUCAGCGGCAGCCUCAGCUUCCUGCCGUCCACCAGCCCCCAUUGCGGCCAUAUCUGGGAUGACGACUGCCAUGAUUGGCGCGACUACAGCAUCCAAGAUCACUGCAACGGCCUCCUCUUGCUUAGCAAUAACCGCGUGGUUAACCCUGCUACGCGAUGGUGGAAUACUCUGCCGACUUGCCCGUCCGAGCACGAUACCGGGAGUGUGCUGUACCGUGAGCAUCUAGUCUAUGAUCCAGUGUUAUCGCCCUACUACGAGGUGUUUAUGAUCCCCACUUUGGGUAAGAAUCGUCCUGGAGACAAGGUAGACACCUCUGAAUGGGCACCAUCCCUAUGCAAGAUGUAUGUAUUCUCAUCAAAGUCGGGAUGUUGGGAGGAGAAGAAUUUCGCCAGAGAAGGGGAUGCUGCAGGGAUCUAUGGUGAGAUGCAAGUGAGUAGUCACGGGCGCUUCAAUGCGGUCUACUUGCGAGGAACACUUUAUGUGCACUUCAGAGCUAAUUUUGUUAUGAGGAUAUCAGUGUCUAAUAAUACCUAUAGCGUAAUUAAACCACCAGUGGAUAUGGAAGAUGAUACCAGAGACGACUAUUAUCCAUAUGUUCAGAUUGCAAGAUCAAAAAGGGGGUUGUACUUUGUGGAGCUUGAUAAGGGUUGGCAUCGGAUGAAGUGCUGGCUUCGAGUUUGGAUCCUUAAUGAAUCGUGUGGCCAGAUGGAGUGGAUUUUGAAGCAUGACAAAGACCUGAAGCUCGUGCUAGCGCCUCAUCGGUUCUAUCAACGAGUUCAAUGGUUCUUAGAAGAUAUUAACUACAACAUGUUCCUUUCAUCUAGUUCCCCAGAAGACCACAAGAAAGCAACAAUUGAGAAUAAAUUUGAAUGGAACUCUGACAAUGAUGAAGACUUGGAUAUGGUUGGAGAAUGUUACUUGGAUGAAGAGCAUUAUGAUAAUUUAGAUCCUGAAGAUAUUGAGGUACUUGGGUUUCACCCAUAUAAAGAGACUGUCUUCUUGAGUGCAUCAGUCCGGACAGGAUUGGCAUAUCAUUUGAAUGGCUCGAAGAUUGAAAAAUUAGGAAAUAUAUACCCAAAGGAUUAUAUACAUUUCAAAGCGCUAAUUAAUGAAAGGGAAAGGAUCAAAUCUUUUGCAUACACGCCAUGCUGGGUUGAAGAGUUCCCUGGAAACAAAUAGUCUAGAAAUUCAUCAAACAUAGGAUUCUAUAUUAUUUACCAUCUACUUGAGCAAUAUAAGAAAUGGCUUGCACAUGAUGUUUGAGUUAUCUGUAUUGUCUGUGUGUGUACUUUAUGAGGAUUGGUUAAUUUUUACCCAAAAAUAGUUGCAAUUAUAUCUGAUUAUUUUUCUCUUGCGAGUGUUGUUAAUUUUGAAGUGUUGCUACUUGCUAUUGUAUGGUUUACCAGCUAGUUUCUUCUUUGAAUCAUGGACUCUUGGAAACAUGCAUUUCUCUACUUGUAUCAACCUUCCGGUUAGCUUCAGAUAUCUAUCUACGUACAAGGCAACAAGUAAGUUCGCUCAAAUUUAGCUGUUGAUGGUUUUUGGGAUGAGAGUAAUACGGAUUGAUUGUAAAUCAUUGUUGUACUUCCAACUUAUGUAUCUUUUUCUUGUAUGUACUGAUCAAAUGUUUCUAACUUCUUUAUCAGUAUUCAGGCUCAAAAUAACAGACUGUACUUGCAGUAGAACAAGAUCUCAGCUGCUUCUCAACCACUUUGGAUAGCCAAGAAGAAGCAAGCAAGGCAUUUGUGGGUUGUUUAUGUCCUUCUUGCUAUAUACUACAUGUCCUUGCGAGAUUUACUUCACCAACAGUUUGUAAUGCUUCGGAUAAGACACAAUAUAAAAAUUAGUACAGAAAUAUGUGUAGUAACUAAAGUAAGAACUGUAUUGUGAAUGUAAUCCCCAUGAUAAAUCUAAGAGUGCUACUCCAGUGUAAUUAGUUUCUGCACAUACUAGAGGUUAGGUUUACUGGAUGUUCAUCACUCAGAUUCUGAAGACGUGGGUACAUCUGAUUGGAGGAAUUUUGGUAUUGUAUUAGUUCAUUAAUUAUUGCCAUGGUAGGGCUGUAGGGACAUAUUAGAGCUAUUGCCAUUUGCCACACAAUGGGAGUGCUGGCGCUGAAUAGGUUCAUCUCCAUGCAGCGGGAGCGGCUAUGCCUUCUGUGAAUUCAAUCCUGUAAUAAGCCACAUACAUAUACGGAUUGUUUGGUUUUUUGGAGAAUAAUUUGCUUGGGAUCAGUAUAUUGCGAUCCCCAAUGUUA
This is a messenger RNA of Lolium perenne, 2806 nucleotides long. RefSeq lists its product as uncharacterized. Gene Ontology annotation, molecular function: protein binding. The record is from RefSeq and is a predicted model, not a curated record. NCBI's taxonomy places the organism in Eukaryota, Viridiplantae, Streptophyta, Magnoliopsida, Poales, Poaceae.